This is a messenger RNA of Alternaria triticimaculans, 720 nucleotides long. RefSeq lists its product as uncharacterized. The transcript has 3 exons. The record is from RefSeq and is a predicted model, not a curated record. The coding region runs from base 1 to 720 and encodes 239 amino acids. Gene Ontology annotation, molecular function: ATP-dependent chromatin remodeler activity; ATP binding. Lineage: Eukaryota; Fungi; Ascomycota; Dothideomycetes; Pleosporales; Pleosporaceae.
AUGGUAGACAAUUCGGGAACCUACCCUCUGAUGGUCUUAGGAUACGCGGCAGUCAUCGCAGGUGAGAUCGGCAAAGCGAGCCGGUCACGCUCGCAGACAUCGCAAGCGAUGUGCGCCCUUAAGACGUCAAAGCGCUUGGGUCUGACCGGAACGCCCCUGGAAAACGACUACGACGAAGUCCAGACCUUGUUGAAGUGGCUGGAAAUUAAGCCAUGGAACGACCGGAAGGUAUUCAACGAAUACUUCGCGUCGAAGAGGCCGAAGAAGUCCAAGGCACGCACGUUGAAGGGAGAACGCAACGCGAUUCUCUCGACUAGUCUGAGGGCUUGCGUCUUCCCUCUGAGGAUCGACGACACCUUCGAUGGGAAGCAGUUGGUCGAGUUCUCGCGAGCUAUCGAAAACCAUACCCCGGUGACACUCUCCCCCGAAGAAAAAGAUGAUGAGAAAGCGUGCUCUGCCGAAGAUCCUAAAGGCAAGGAUAAGACUGUCCACCCAAGAUGCGGUGAAUUCACGUAUGGAGACCAAGGAGCCCAAGACUAUAGUGGUCUGGGUCUCGACUUGGAGGAGUGGGAGAGCCUCACCAAAGAGGAGGCUCACAUCGACAUGACCGCGAAAGAGUCCCGCAAGCAACUGCUGAAGGAGACAGAGAAGGAUUGGCACUCCACACGAAUUGACAAGCUGAUCGAGCAGAUUCUCUCCCUGCACGGGGCCAAGAGCUAG